Messenger RNA from Oncorhynchus masou masou (cherry salmon), 3112 nucleotides. Its product is annotated as ELAV-like protein 1. Gene Ontology annotation, cellular component: ribonucleoprotein complex. The transcript is spliced from 8 exons. The coding region runs from base 542 to 1666 and encodes 374 amino acids. Lineage: Eukaryota; Metazoa; Chordata; Actinopteri; Salmoniformes; Salmonidae. Gene Ontology annotation, molecular function: RNA binding. The record is from RefSeq and is a predicted model, not a curated record.
UGACCUAGUUAUCUUUCCCAUUCGUGCACAAUGUAACUAGCUAGUAAGUUAAGUAGGUAACGUUCACUAACUAUGUAUGUGCAAUGCGGUCCAGACAAACCGGCCUAGUAACGUUAGUAGCUAGCGAAUGCUACUAUGCCUUUAUUUACUAACGUUACCUAAAUAGCAAGCUAUCUAUUUACUUCCUCCCGUUUCGUAUUGUCUGCGGUGUUCACUAAUGCAAGACAUUGGGUUAAACAUAUGCCAAACUUGCAUUGAUAGUUCGCUAAUAGUGUUAGCCAGAGGUGAAUAAUAGGGGAACGAAUAUAUUUUUUUUAAAGUCUGGUUCCAAUGGAAGUUAAUGACUUAAGUAGACUAGGCAGUUAUCGCAUGAUUGUUGUCUGUAGACACACUUUUCAAUGGUAAACUGCCUGAGUUAAUUAACGAUUUUCAUUUAUCGACCAUCAUUGGUGUUCGUUAGCUACUGCAUACUGCCAAAGAUGGUCAGCUAACGUUACGUCUUAACGUUCUCUGACUGCAUCUGCAUUUGUGAAGAAUCUACAUGGCAGUCAGAAGGGGACACAUCAGAUACCUCAAAGUGUGUGAGGUACAGAGUUGUCAGGGUGACAACAGAGAGUCACAGCGGCAUGGAAGUAAGGGUCCAAUUAACAUAAAGCAAGUAGUUUAUGAUAACGAUUACGACGAACACAUGGCAGAUGAGCCUAAAGAUGCCAAAACCAACCUUAUCGUCAAUUACCUGCCCCAAAACAUGAGCCAGGACGAGUUGCGGAGUCUCUUCAGCAGCAUCGGCGAGGUGGAGUCUGCCAAACUCAUCCGCGAUAAAGUGGCAGGUAAUCCCUAUCACAAAAACCAGAGCCACAGUUUAGGGUACGGAUUUGUUAACUAUGUUAACGCUAGUGAUGCAGAAAGGGCUAUCAAUACCCUCAAUGGGCUGAGACUACAGUCUAAAACUAUCAAGGUGUCCUUCGCCAGGCCGAGCUCUGACGGUAUUAAGGAUGCCAAUCUUUACAUUAGUGGGCUGCCCAAGACCAUGACACAGAAAGACGUGGAGGAUAUGUUCACACGCUAUGGCCAGAUCAUCAACUCGCGUGUCUUGGUCGAUCAGGCCUCAGGCUUGUCCAGGGGUGUGGCCUUUAUCCGCUUUGACAAACGGGCUGAGGCGGAGGACGCCAUCAAAGACCUGAAUGGGCAGAAACCCCCUGGGGCCUCGGAGCCCAUCACAGUGAAGUUUGCUGCCAACCCCAACCAGGCUAAGAACUCCCAGGUCAUCAACCAGCUCUACCACAACCAGGGUCGGCGCUUUGGGGGCCCGGUACACCACCAGGCCCAGAGAUUCAGGUUCUCUCCGAUGAGUGUAGACCACAUGAGCAGCAUGUCUACGGUCAGCGCUGAAGGGAACUCUACGGCCGGCUGGUGCAUCUUCAUUUACAACCUGGGCCAGGACGCUGACGAGGGCAUCCUGUGGCAGAUGUUCGGGCCCUUCGGAGCCGUCACCAACGUCAAGGUCAUCCGCGACUUCAACACCAAUAAAUGCAAAGGCUUCGGCUUCGUCACCAUGACCAACUACGAGGAGGCGGCCAUGGCCAUUGCCAGCCUCAACGGUUACCGGCUUGGAGACAAGAUACUGCAGGUUUCCUUCAAAACCAGCAAGGGGGGUCACAAGUAAACCCAAAAGGGUGAAGGGGUACUUGUUUUCCAUACUUACAAUAAUAGAGGAAUGGGCGGGAACUAAAUGAGAUUGGAAAGGCUACACAUUUGUUCUUGCAAGGGGAUAUCUCCUUGGUUCUUAUGUAAUUUCUAGGCUAACUAUCACUUAAAUAUUUCUUAGCUAGUAGAAAAGUAGUGUCUUCUUGCUGUGACAUUAAAAUAACCUACGCCAUUGUGUUUUUUUGCUGGACACGGGGAGGGGUUCUGAAGUUUGCGGAAAGGUUGUUGUCUAAUUCUUGUGGGUUUUGUGUGUCUGUGCCACAAACAUGGUUGACGGUGACAAUACAAAAUCCUGCCAUGUCUAAUGGUUUGAUUCCUACCUGCUUGUAAUUUCUCAAUGUUUUACGUAGCCAUUUUAUCAUGAUGAGUAGUUCUGAUCCAUGCUAGGCCUUGAAUCCCUCAAGUCUUUCUACACUUAUAUUCUGUCAUUUUUAACACAAGCGUCCUUUGCUAAAUUGACACAUCAGAGUAUUAGAUCAAGCAUGCCCUUCUAGAUGUGGAAGUGGUCAUGUGCUGGCAGUGCAUCUUUAUUUUGAUAUUUUUUUGGAUUCGAAUAGGUUUGAGGAAAGAUUGCUAUUUAAUGAGUGACCAAAGGGGAGGACUGAAGAAAAAAAAACUGAAGUGUGUGUGUAUAAAUGUAUACGUGCGCACACAUACACACCCCAAUCAUGCCCUCUGACAUCUUUUAAUAUCUGAAAUGUAAUAGAAACCUCCAGGUUAAAAUUAUUCAGUUGAUUAGAAGAUACUCUUCUGUCAACUGUAAUUUUGAUAAUUGAUUGUGCAAGCUGUACCUCGUCCUGUGUUUUUAUUUGAUUGAAACUGCCUUUCAAUGUCAACUUUUUUCCCGUCAUCUUUUUUUUUUUUUUUACUCUUUCCAUUUAACAUUUUUGUAGUGGAAAUUUUAGAUUGUUCCCGUUUUUCUUUUUCUUUUUUGAAAGUUACUUUGCUUUUAAUUUGGUCAUUUGAAUUUGAAAGUUACAUAAACAUGACUAAAUACCAUUCCAACUUGGCUCCAGUAUGUGUCCAUACUUUACCUCUUAAUUUGAAUUGGAAAGCCCUGUCGGGGCUUGGUUCUGCUUGGUUCAGUUAAUUUUAACCUAAUCAAGGUAACGCAGGAGGUUGUUUAUGGGGUUUCUUAUAUGCUAUUAUUUCCUCACGAGGCCAAAUGAUGGGGUCCUGGAAGGGGAGCUCACGGUUUCCCAGUUAGAUGUGCAUUAUGGUCACUUCUGCAAUUUGUGUGUACAGUCAGUGUUUUUUUUUGUGUUUUUUUUUUCCCCCAUUUGACUCUGUCCAGAAAAAUGUAUGUAUUGGUCUUUCGCUGAGGAAUGAAACAUUUUUGGUAACAGCUGAUAACAUCCCCAUUCUCAAAUAAUAAAACACUUCUCCAUGUGAGAAGUUAAAGCUA